Molecule: messenger RNA, 1350 nt
Organism: Aphanomyces invadans
Lineage: Eukaryota; Oomycota; Saprolegniomycetes; Saprolegniales; Verrucalvaceae
Exons: 2
Coding region: 5-1219 (404 amino acids)
Biological process (GO): CDP-diacylglycerol biosynthetic process
Cellular component (GO): plasma membrane
Molecular function (GO): phosphatidate cytidylyltransferase activity
Source: RefSeq, a predicted model, not a curated record
CCUUAUGGAUAUUCCCGCGCCGCCGAGUGGCACAGGCGAGUCACUGUGCCGCAAUUUUGUCAAGCGGCUAGUUGCAGGCGUUGUGUUGGCCACCGCGGUGGUCCUGGUCUUCGUCUUGUGUCCUCGUGCGACCACGUCAGCGCUCAUGGCAACGCUUCUGGCUCUGUGCAUGUACGAAUACUCGUGGCUCGUCGUACAUAUCAAAGCGUUGAUGCUUGCACCAUCGCCCGUUCCAUCUUCACUGGGACAGCCCGCGAACUUACCGCCGCUCAGUUCUCGACCCCAUGCACAUACCGCCGCACCUCUUGCAUGGAUCCAUGCACCCCGACUGGUCGUGGUGGCUCUUGUGUCGAUCGCAGUGGUCGUUGCCACUGCGGCAUUCUUCCUCGGACUAUUUUAUGUUGAUACCAUCGACGUCACCCCCACACUCUUCUACUAUACGUUCCUCCCGUACGUUGCCGUGUCGGCGGCCGUCACGACCAGUGGCGCGUUCUUCUCCCCGAACGUCCCCGCCGCCGUCUCGAUCGUCGUCAGUCAAAUCUCAUUUCUCAUUAUCAUCAUGGAUUCCUUGCUAUGCCCCUACGAUGACGUGCAUUGCUCGUACGUGAUUGACACAGGGUUCGUCCUGACGGCGCAAUCCUUUGUCAUGUGCGCAGUGCACUUGAUGGCCGCAGACGACACACCGAGCGCGUACUUGUCGAUGCUGUUGGAUCAGCUCGGCGUUGUCUACAUCGUCGGUCUCAUCCAGAUCCUGUCCAACUUUGUCGAUUUGUCCGCGGUGUCGGUUGGCCGAAAGAAUGUCCUUGUCCUCUUGUUCACGGUGUGGGCGGCUGAUUCCGGCAGCUACUUUACAGGUCACCUGCUGCGGAACAUAGGCUACAAGCGAUUCCACCCGCUGGCUCGCCACCUGUCUCCCAACAAGGACAUCGAGGGGACGGUCGGAGGCGUCGUGUUCGGGCUCGUUGCGAUGUUCAUCGCCACCAACAUCCUGCACAUGACGGCGACGGGAAUUAUUGCUAAGGUCGCCGUCACGACUGCCGCCAUAUUGUUUAGUCGAUGCGGAGAUCUAUUUGAAAGCCUGAUCAAGCGCGCCGCCGACGUGAAGGACUCGAGCCACCUCAUUCCAGGACACGGUGGUUUCCUCGAUCGUGUCGACGCCCUCCUCUUCGCCAGCAUCCUCUUCGCCCUGUACAACAUCCACCUUCAGCUCCUCGAAUGAAACACAAUUUCUGCAUCUGCAAUGAGCCUCUCGUCCCCCUUUGAAAUUGCCUUCAACUCAACCAAGACCAACACACAGUGCUAAGCAAACAUUGGACCUGUAUUCGUGCUUAUACUGGCGUACAGAAUGUG